AUGUAUAUUAUCCCUUUCAUAUAUAUAUAUUUGUCUGUGCAUUUCAUUAUCUAUCUAUCUAUCUAUCUAUCUAUUUAUCUAUCUAUCUAUUUAUCUAUCUAUCUAUUUAUCUAUCUAUCUAUUUAUCUAUCUAUCUAUUUCCGUCAGUUACUAUCUGUCUAUGUAUCUAUCUUUCUCUUUCUUUGCCUUUUCCUCUCUUUGUAUCUCAUUCCCUACAUGACAACCCACCACCAUCCUUACUUCUGCAUUAUUAUUCGUAUAUAUCUAUCUAUCUAUCAAUCUAUCGCAGUUUCUUCUUCUCUGUCUCUCUAUCUCAGAUUAUUUAUAUCUAUCUAUCUAUCUAUCUAUCUAUCUAUCACCGUUUCUUCAUAUCUAUCUUUUCAUAAUCUCUCUAUCACAUAUUAUCCAUAUCUAUCUCUCUAUCUAUCUCUAUAUCUAUCUAUCUAUCUAUCUAUCUAUCUAUCUAUCUCAUUCUGUGCAUAUCUAUCUAUCUAUCUAUCUAUCUCAGUUUCUUCAUAUCUAUCUCUUUAUAUCAGAUUUUCCAUAUUUAUCUAUCUAUGCUAUUCUGUGCAUAUCUAUCUAUCUAUCUAUCUAUCUAUCUAUCUAUCUAUCUAUCUAUCUAUCUAUCUCAUUCUGUGCAUAUCUAUCUAUCUAUAUAUCUAUCUAUCUCAGUUUCUUCAUAUCUAUCUCUUUAUAUCAGAUUUUCCAUAUCUAUCUAUCUAUCUAUCUAUCUAUCUAUCUAUCUAUCUAUCUCAUUCUGUGCAUAUCUAUCUAUCUAUCUAUCUAUCUAUCUAUCUAUCUAUCUAUAUAUAUAUAUAUAUAUAUAUAUAUAUAUAUAUAUCAGUUUUUUCAUAUCCAACUCUCUAUCCUAGAUUAUCAAUAUCUAUCUAUCUAUCGCAGUUUCUUCAUAUCUAUCUCAGAUUAUUCAUAUCUAUCUAUCUAUCUAUCUAUCUAUCUAUCUAUCUCAGUUUUUUCAUAUCUAUCUCUCUAUCCCAGAUUAUCAAUAUCUAUCUAUCUGUCUAUCUAUCUAUCUAUCUAUCUAUCUAUCUAUCUAUCUAUCCCAUCAUGUUCAUUAUCUAUCUAUCUAUCUAUCUAUCUAUCUAUCUAUCUAUCUAUUGCAGUUUCUUCAUAUCUAUCUCUCUAUCCCAGAUUAUCUAUCUAUCUAUCUAUCUAUCUAUCUAUCUAUCUAUCUAUCUAUCUAUCUAUCUAUCUAUUGCAGUUUCUUCAUAUCUAUCUCUCUCUCUCAGAUUUUUCAUAUUUAUCUAUCUCUUUAUCUGCCUCUCUAUCUGA
Molecule: messenger RNA, 1290 nt
Organism: Acanthosepion pharaonis
Lineage: Eukaryota; Metazoa; Mollusca; Cephalopoda; Sepiida; Sepiidae
Source: the annotation of a GenBank genome assembly